UUUUAUUGUAAACUUAUGUUAUUUGUUAUUUUUAAAUUUAAAAUAUGUUUUAAAUAAAAUGUGUACAUAAUAUUGUUUAAAGUUAGAAUACGGUCCUGAUUAUUAGGAUAUUCAUGUAAAUAUAAAUGUGUAGAGGAAUCAUCAACUUAAGUGCCAAUUUAAGGAGGAUUCUUUUAAACAAAAGCUUCUAUGUAUCACUAGGGUUAAAAAAUGCUAAAUUCUCCACUUUUGAUAGUAAAAUAUCAUCCCAAAAUGAUCCUGAACUAACACAUAUCUUUGAUCGUUUCAACAACUAUCUGGAACCUGAUGAGAAACCUUCAAAUAAUGAUGAUGGCUUAGAUUUUAGAUCGAAAUUGGAUUUAUGUGAGAAAGUUUCUGAAGUUUGUAAUAUUUUUUCUCAAAAUAAACGUAAAUUAACUCCAAAUGAACUCCUAAAUCUUCUAGCCAAGGUUAUUCAAAUCAAUUCUAUCAUUAGAAGCUCUAAAAGCAAGGAUUUUGAAGAGAAUAUUCCUAUUCCAGAUUUCACAACCACCUUUGAUUCUACUGAUAAGGUAGACUACUUCCCUCCAUCUGAUUUCUGUUCAGUAUCACUAAACACCUUCAGAACUGUUAAUAUCAAGAGACUUGAUCCUAGGGUUUCUGAGAUUUUUAUUAGGCUUGUAAACAAAUUGGAUACAUUGACUGUUGAACACAUAUUAUACCUAAAUAGGAUGUGUGAGCUUAUAAAGGGGUACCACUCCAAGGUAAUUUUAUCAUUUUCUGAAGAUAAGAUAGCGACAAACAUAUAUAAAAUGGAUGAAACUAACCUGAUUAGAACUGCAAUGGUUAUUGUUAGAAGGUCUGAGAACGUAGACUUUGUAAAAAUGUUCAUUUCCGAGCUUUUCAAGAAAAUUUAUUUUUUCAAUAAUUCUCAGAAAAUGCUCUUGUUUCAUCUAAUGUCAAACUCCUCCAAGUGUUCCAGCAUCUUCUUAAGUUGUUUUUCUGAAUACUUGGAAUAUAUAACUAAGUCUGAUUGUGAACAAGCCCAAUCUCAACUUUCAACUUUUACAGAAAGGGACUUCAUUAAGUUUUUAUCAUCAUAUGCAAACAACCAAAAAUGUAUUUCUAAGGAUCUUUUUGAGUAUCUAUUCUCUAGAUGUUUGGUUGCCCAUUUAAAUGAGCUGAGCUUAGACGAUGUUAUGGAUUUACUGUGGGUUUCCAACAAGUUCAACAGUGUCGAUUUAUUCCUACCCAAAGUCAAGGACUUUUUAGGCUCCAAUUUAGAGGAUAUAGGUCCCAAUAGACUAACUAUGCUUAUUUGGUGUUAUAGUAAUUCAAACAUCACUGAUAACCAGUUCCACAAAUAUCUUGAGGACGCUGCAAUUACACUAUCAGAUCAAUUAACUACAAAGAACAUCUCAUUAUCUGCAUAUGGACUAUCUUUAAAAUCGGUUCCAGGUUCUGAGCCUAGAUUUCUAAACACUAUUCAAGAUGAUAUAGUAUCUAACAUAAUGCAAUUCAAUGGCUUGGAUUUGUCAAUGUUGGCUUAUUCAUACUCUAAGCAUCUAUGUGGCUCUAGUGUACUACACCAAUGCAUUCAGGAGGGUUUGAUGAACUAUGUUGAGGACCUUCCAGCUGAUUGCAUAACCAGGGUGGUCUACUCAUACGCCAGGAUUUCUGGAAAGCAAUCACUGUUUAACGCAUUUAUUUAUACCAUUUUCCAGAGAAUGCAUCAGUUUCCAAUCCACGAAUUCACUAAAGUUUUAUGGUCAUACCUGGCAAUGAAGUUUUAUGACCAUAAGUUCUGGACAACUUGCUUGGAGACUAUUAUAAACAAGUUCGACCUUAUCAUCGAUGAGAAGAGAUGUUACCUUCUUUAUCCAGUAAUCAAAAUCCUAAUCCAACUGAAAAUAACCCCUGAAACAAAGGAGUUAACUAGGCUGUGCAACCACAUUUCUAAGUACUUUUGGGACUCUCAAGACAGGAAUAAAACCAGUGAAGUUGUAAGCAAGGUGGUAGAACUUAUUCCUGAAGUUCAGCAUGUACUUUUUGACUCCAACCACGAUAAUUUUAUGGUUGAUGUUACUUUUACUAAAACUGGUGGGAUCAGAUAUGCCGUCAUAAUAUACAACUCUUCAAACAUGUUUAAUCAAUCUCCAAUUGCUGAUUUAAGGUUAAAGGAACUGUUCCUUUCAAACAAAGGUUAUAACCUUGUAAGAAUUCUUGAGGACGUUUGGAUCAAUCUUGACAUAAAUGACCAAAUUAAAGUAAUUCAGUCUCAACUUUAGCAUUAAAUGUGGUAAUCCAUGUACUAAACAUAUUUUAU
This is a messenger RNA of Theileria parva strain Muguga, 2305 nucleotides long. RefSeq lists its product as uncharacterized. The transcript is spliced from 5 exons. Lineage: Eukaryota; Apicomplexa; Aconoidasida; Piroplasmida; Theileriidae. Bases 126 to 2267 code for a protein of 713 amino acids. The record is from RefSeq and is a predicted model, not a curated record.